AUGACCGACACGAAGAAGGAAGUGAUCAACGAACUGUACGAUGCUGCGCUAUUAACAACCGGAGUUGUUGGGGUAUCCUACCUUGCCAAAACGGUUUCCGGAAAAAGCCUCGGUGCACCGAUGACCUUGGAAGGAGCAGCAAAGCUUGCCGUUGCCGUAGCCGGAAGCGCAUUCACCAUAGGGUAUCUUAAGGAUAAGGGUUACAUCCCAAAAAUGAUUAACAAAUAAAAGAUGACAUCUAUUGUGGUAGGAGGACUCUUUAACGCCGUGUCCUUUGCUGGAUCCGGUUUCCUAUUCUCCAAGUUGAAUGGGCAAGGCUAUAAAGAAGAAGUGAAAAGACAUAACCAAGCCCUAGAGAAGCUUGCGAAAGCUAAGGAGAUCGAAGUUCUACGAAUCCGAGGUAAAGCGGAGGAACGACGAGGUAAGACGGAGGGCUGA
Messenger RNA from Paramuricea clavata, 438 nucleotides. The record is from the annotation of a GenBank genome assembly. NCBI's taxonomy places the organism in Eukaryota, Metazoa, Cnidaria, Anthozoa, Malacalcyonacea, Plexauridae.